CAUACCUCCAUCAUCAAUGGGUAUACAAUAAUUCUCACCCGGACUUCACUUCAUCACAAUUGUACCCUUCCCGCUUCAACCAGGCGUUGCAGGCGCCUCCGAUGCGCACGAUGUUCUCCCCAGAGGCUUCGCGUCCACAAUCGUUGCGGCCUAAGCGAACUCGACAGGCAGCAGGACAGGACGAUUCAGUCAAGCUACCCCAAGCGAAGCGAAAACGGUCGGCUCUUCGAAAAGAUACCUUCGAACCCUUGACCGAAGCAAGCAUAAACGAAGUCGCAGGGCGUGAAACCAAUAAUGAAAAAGGCAACGAAAAUACGACGCAGGCAUCGACAGUGAGAGAUCUUGCCCUGAGAGGCGGAAAGAAACACGAGAAAAGAGCCACGGGUUCGAGCAAUGCGGCCCUGAUCUUGUCCAACAACGAAUUCUACACUGUCGCUCAACUGCCUGCGCUCCCUGACCAGAUAAGGAACCGCCCCAACUUACCGUACUCCUGUGUGCUCUCUCCCGAAUAUGGCUACGCGUUAGCUCUUACCCAUACCGAUGCCAUCAUCUGGCCCUACCAUUCAAGCGCGUCUACUCCGUCAUCUAGGGAUGUCGUCACCUUCAAACUGCCUUUCCCGCCGGCUUCGGUCGACGACCCUCUGCCACUGGCAACCUUCACCGCCCGAGCUGCGAGCGGAGAACCAGGGAUUGUCGCCGUUUCGGCGAAACUGGGAAAAGUCGUGUAUUGGGAGACUAUUUCGAGCGCGACGUCGCUACUGCCCGGUCAGGCUUCCAGUGUACAAGGCUCGAUACCAGGGAUGCAGAGCAAUGAGGCAGUCGAGGAAAUAGUCAAUGCGGAGCCCUCUGGCUUCAUACUCACAUUACGACAUGGCCGGGCUGCUCAUUUGACCAUUCGUGACCAGAUGGGAAGACCAGGGAUCGGAGUCCAGUUUCUGCGGAAACCCACAAAUGGUGCAGCGGGCUUAUUCGGAAGUAUUCGACAUGUUUUCGGUGGUGACAGGAGAAAAGGGACGCCCAUUGUUAAAGCUGGAGGUUCGAGAAAGGGGCAGCGAGACAUUAUAAUCGCCACUCGAGACGCUGAAUUGGAACUCUGGAGCACCACAUUGAGCUCGGGGAACACACUUGAAGCCUCGUUCGGUUUCAAAGACGAGGUUGUUGAAGCACUCAGAGCAUUCUCAUCCGAAGACGGGCAACUGCAGUUUGAGAUUUUGGAUGUGGAACUUUCAGCAGGUCCAAGCACAACAGUGGCUCGACGAGAGUCUCAUGGUGCCCCUAUGAUGGUCCUCGCCUCACUGUCGACUUCGGGGCAGACCAGAUACUUUCUCAUUGAAAUGCUGGUCGACCAGGGAGCCAAGGUCAGAGUGGUGCACCCCAUCACCUCCUACUCGUCACCAAAUGCAAACCAGCAGACGUGGAGACCUCGUCUCUGUGUGGCUAGAACACAUCCGGUGGCAUUCGUCGUGUUCGAGACGGCCAUUGUUGUGUUCUCGCUUGCGAAAAUACGAGAGACGCCGUCUUCGCAACUCAUGUUGGAGCGCCACGCACUUCCCGAACCGUUUCAAGAUGCAAUUCGGUUCCAGGAUGAUGCGCUUUACAAGGUCUUGGGCUUCGCCCUCGAGUCAGCAGAAAAACACACAUCCAUCGUGUUUGGAGUCCAAGGUUUUGGUGUGGUCAAAUUGACCUACCAUCCUCGCAACACUGACAAUGAGAUCGACGUUGACGAGGUUGAAGACCGGAUCAGCGCAAAGAGUAAAAUCGAACAAGCUGUGUUUUUCGGCAGUAUGAAGCAGAAUCCUUUGGACUUGAAAAGCGCCAGCCAGUCCCUGUCUGCCGAGGAAGUUGAAACAGCAGCCCUGGCUAUCAGUUCCGAGAUCCUGUCCUCGUCGUCCAAACAUCUCCCAAAAAGUGCACCUUCCGUGGAGAUGCAGAUGCGUAUCCGGGCCAAAGCUCUGGACGACUUGGCACAGCACUUAUUACAAUGCUACCCGUCCUUCAUCUCGCGAAAUGCCCGUUUUCAGUUGCUGCUGAACGCCGAGAAGCUGGCAGCCGCUCAAGCGAUCUGGAAAGUCCAAGAAGACAUUCAACGAAGAUAUCCCCAGGAUGAUAGGGAGAUGUCAUAUCUUGAGUUUACUCUUCGAGCCUUGCACGAGAGCCGUCAGAAAUAUCCGGAUCCAGCGAAAGGAGAGAAGGAUCGAGUGCGACACUGGCUGGUCAACAGCGUCGAACACGUCGACCAUUUAAUGUCUGAACUCGGGGAUUGCAUUCGUGAGCUGGAACCCAUGGAUGUUACUGACCCUAGAGUUGUUGCCGAUUACUUCACCGAAGCGGCAGAUCUGUGGAUAGCAUCUUACAGUGCCGCCUUCAAAUUCCGAGAAGAUAACGCUCCUCACUAUGGACUGGGUGAUGAAGUGUUUAAAGACGGAGUGUUGAUUGCCGGAUUCCCUGUUGAGAUACCUCACCCGUGGACGUCACGCCCGGAACCGUUACGUUUCGGCCAGCGCCUCAUAUACGACAUUUGCAAGUUUUUGAACGAAUGGUGGGAGUUCGGCCAUGGAAGAGACAAAAAGAAGAAGAUGCCCACGGAUCUUGAUGGCAAGCCCUAUGAAGGACCAAGCAAAGAAGCCUUGGAACAACUGGCUGAACGACUUCCGGUCGAGGUGGAAUUGUUCUCCCGACUUGUCAAUGAAGAGUCUACACAGGCUGAGUGCCACUUGAAGGUGCUCGAAAAAGACCCCGAAAUCCUAAGGGAUGAAAUCAAGGCCAUCAGAAAUGAAGAAAUCGACCGACUAUCUCAAGCACUACUGGUCAUUUCCGCUUUCAACAUGGAGGGGGCGAUCUCUUUGAGCGAGAAGCUGCGAUACUUCGGAAUGCUGGUGAACCUGCAUUACGAUUACUACAAGAAGCUGACACGGGAGGUUGCCGCGGACCCUUCUCUCGAAGAAGAGAACCAACGCAAACUCACGGAAAUGCAAAAUAGAGCUGAGACGUACUUUGACCGAUUCGGAAAAGGGUGGGCUCUUGCAUACUUCCGCCGUCUCAUCGAAGAUGACGAAUGCGGAACUCUCUUGAAGGCCGAAGACGACGAGAAGAAGAUGCAGUUCCUUAGCUGGUUCUUCAAGCUCGCCGAAAAGUUGGGUCAGAAAGUCGGCAAGCUGAGCUGGAUCCACGACAUUGUCGGCAAAGGCGAUUAUUUGAGAGCGGAGAAGACACUCCAAGAGGUUGCAGCUGAGGAGAUGGAUGAUGUCUGGAGCAAGAAGACGGAACUGUCCAUUGCCAAAUUGGCAGCUCUGGCAGCAGCCGAAGACAGCGAAACCAUCAAAGUCAGUUCCGAACAGUACGACAACGAACUUGCGGUCAUCAAGAUCCAGGAACGGAUAUAUUCGCACGUGACGGCAGUGGUUGGGCCGGCACUUGACGAGAAGGCAGCGGCCGACUUGGCCAAUGAGAGUUUUGCCACACGUUGGAUUGCGAAGUAUCCAGCACUGAAGAGACAACUGAAGCAAGAACUCAAGUCUUUGUUGCGUCAAAAUCCAUUGUCGACAGAGGUCCUGGUCGAUAGCCUGACGCUGAUUGAUCCCGUCGCUUGGCCUGGAGUUCCCGAAGAAGACCCCGAAGUACGCGGGCAGGAGUUCUUUUUGGCGUUGCAGGUGGUCGACCUCUCCAGCUUCUCGGCCGCCAAGAAAGACGACCUUCGAGCCCUGAUCUGGAGACGAGCAAUGAUUCGCGACGACUGGUUGUUGCUCAACGAGACUAGUGGGAAGGACGACCAGCGAGUCCAGAGUGAGAUGCAGCAGACCAGUCUGUUUCAAACCAUCGAACAGGUUCUUCUGGCAGGGCAGACUGAAGGCAGCGAUGUUCGUAUCUUGUCGCCAACUGAAAUCCUCGCGCGAGAAGCUUUCCCGAGCACGCUCCAGCAGAGAUUCGCGGAGAAUGAACUAGAGGGUCUCCGAAAAGACAUGGACAAGGAGCAAGCAAAGCUGAAGAGUUAUGUGGAAAAGGGUAGACUGGAGGAUCAUUUCGGAGGAUUGGUCUCGUCGGCCGAGAGGGCGAUCAGGGAUAUUCUGGACGCACGAGGCGAACAGAUGGCGCAAGAGGUUAUGCUGGCAAGCAAUGGUCUGAGUAAUGGGUUGUGAUGUGUGGUUCUACUCCUGGAGGUCGGACCAUUCGAGAUAGUUGGGACCGACUUGAUUUCAUAACCUUGAACGGUUGCCAUGACGAACGUGAGCAUAGCAACUACAGUGGCUAGGUAUAGACAAUUGUAGUCGUACUAAUUGUGGUCGUCAUGGUCGGGUUGGAUGUCUGGAUCUGCGAGACUUGGAGCAGAAGUCUGAGGAUUAGAUACCUGACAAUACAAUCCUUGUUGGAGUCAA
Molecule: messenger RNA, 4373 nt
Organism: Exophiala dermatitidis NIH/UT8656
Lineage: Eukaryota; Fungi; Ascomycota; Eurotiomycetes; Chaetothyriales; Herpotrichiellaceae
Exons: 1
Coding region: 102-4136 (1344 amino acids)
Biological process (GO): transcription-dependent tethering of RNA polymerase II gene DNA at nuclear periphery; poly(A)+ mRNA export from nucleus; protein import into nucleus
Cellular component (GO): nuclear pore outer ring
Molecular function (GO): protein binding; structural constituent of nuclear pore
Source: RefSeq, a predicted model, not a curated record